GUGCAGUGGUGGAAGCAACAUCUCCUGGUCGCAGUCCGACAGCGCAGCAAGCAGCAGUUUUUUUCCUCUCAUUUGUCUCUGAAAAACUGUUGUUCCGUGACGCGGCGAUGUGGAUUUACAAGCUCAUUUUCGGACUCUUCGUCAUUUCUUGUUCUGAGGGCAAAAGAAAUGCGCUCCAGGACUACCAGAAGACUGAUGGUGUACUGCUGGUCGUCGUGUCUCCCGAUUCCUCGCACCUGACCAAAAGCAAGAAGCUGAGCUUGGCCAAGUGUGCCAAAGCCUGCAGCCGCAACAGGAGACUCCCAUUCAGCUGCAGAGCGUUCCUCUAUGAUCAUAAAAACAGGAAAUGCCAGUGGCUGUCGUUCGACAGGAACUCGCCAGGAGCUCAAAGCCAACAGGACUUCAACUACCAACUGUAUCAAAAGAAAGACUAUGUGAGGGAGUGCAUUGUGGGUACAGGUGAGGGCUACAGGGGGCGGAGGUCGGUGACGGUGGGCGGGAUCCUGUGCCAGGCUUGGGCCUCUUCAAUUCCUCAUGAACACAAAUUCAUGUCGAAGAGAUUCAGGAAGAAGGACCUCAGAGAGAACUUCUGUCGCAACCCAGACAACUCCACUGUUGGCCCCUGGUGCUUCACCACUGACCCCCGGCCACACCUCAGACACCAGGAGUGUGGGAUACCGCAGUGUUCACAGGUUGAGUGUGUGAACUGUAAUGGGGAAGAUUACAGAGGACCCAUGGACCACACAGAGAGUGGAAAGGAAUGCCAGCGCUGGGACCUGGAAGAUCCACACAAACACCUGUACCACCCCAAGAGGUACCCUGACAAGGGCCUGGAUGAUAACUACUGCAGGAAUCCAGACGGACGCCACAGACCCUGGUGCUUUACCACGGACCCAAACACGCUGUGGGAGUACUGCAACAUCAAAGUUUGUGAAACACCUCCUAAAAGUAAUGUGGUGGAAACAACCGAGUGUUACCAGGGCAGAGGAGAGGGUUAUCGGGGGACAGUGGACGUGAUAUCCACCGGGCUCAUCUGCCAACGCUGGGACUCUCAGUAUCCCCAUAACCACACAUUCAUACCUCAAGCCUACCCCUGCAAGGACCUGAGAGAAAACUACUGUCGGAAUCCAGAUGGCCAACAACUCCCAUGGUGCUUCACAACGGACCCAAGAGUCCGCACCAUGUCCUGCAACAACAUCCCUCAGUGCGGCACCCAAAACAGGCCUGUCAGCGAUUGCUAUGAAGAGUUUGGGGAGAAUUACCAAGGAGAGCAGUCAAGGACUAGAUCAAACCUGCCCUGUGCUCCCUGGAGAGACCACAGCAACAGUGGCGAGAGAGGCAUGCUGAUGGCCGGCCUGGAGGGAAACUACUGCAGAAACCCUGAUAAAGACAAACAUGGUCCCUGGUGUUACACCAACAACUCCGCCAUUCCCUGGGACUACUGCACUGUAAAACCAUGUGAUGCUUCGCAGAACAUCAUUCCUCUCGGUGAGCUGUCCUCUGUGAGGUGUUUUGUCCAUAAAAGAAUCAGGAUUGUGGGAGGAUUUCCGGUGGGCAUAUCAGACGGCAGCUGGAUGGUCAGCAUACAGAAAGGGUCGCAGCACUGGUGUGGAGGUUCACUAAUACGAGAGGAAUGGGUACUCACUGACAGACAGUGCUUCUCCUCAUGUGUUCCAGACCUCAGUGAGUAUCGGGUGUGGCUGGGAGUCUCAGAUAUUCGAGAGGGCGCUACUGACUGGUCCAAGAGACAGGAAGUGAGCAUAGCUCAUGUGAUAUGUGGCCCCGAGGGCUCCAGUUUAGCCCUCAUAAGGCUGUCUAAGCCUGCCCUCCCUGCAGACAAUGUUCACACACUUCAGCUCCCCGUGGAUGGGUGCUCCAUCCCAGAAGGAACGAUAUGUAAAAUGUAUGGAUGGGGGGAGACCAAAGGCACUGGUCAUGAUGACGUGCUGAAGGCGGUCGACAUGCCCAUUGUCAGUAAUGCGAGGUGUAGAGAGAUGCACAGAGGGAACCUCCACAUCACCAACACCAAGAUCUGUGCAGGAGGCAAGAGGAACGAGGGAGUGUGUGAGAGGGAUUACGGCGGCCCUCUUGUGUGUCAGGACGGCGACAUCAGGGUUAUUAUGGGAGUGAGCGUCCACGGCAGAGGCUGCGCUCGGGCCAACCAGCCUGGCAUCUUCAUCAAUGUGCCCUUCUACGCACAGUGGAUCUACAAGGUCUUCAGAUAUUACCCAAACCCUGAGCCUCAAUAGAGAAUGAAGCAGAACCAGGGGGACUAAAUCAAACCUUUACUUCUGUAAAUCCAGCUGUGCACUCAGGACACCUGGUUUUUAUGUCGGUCAUACCUGCAUAGCCCACAGAUCAAUAAGAACCUGAUCUGAGCACUCUUAAUAGAUGAAUGCAUGGAGAAACACUGUGAUUUAAACACAUCGUAAACAGAUACCAUACUGAUUCUUUGAGUUGGGAGCAGACCAGGCAAACAUUUGGUUUCAUCCAUUUUUUCUUUUGGUAGCAAAUCCACCAGAGUGGUAUGUGUGUAUGUGAAUACUCUUGAUUCCUGGCAUUACUUGAAUGUUUUAACACCAAAAUGCAGUGGUUCAGCAGCUCCUUUUGUAGAGUACAUCAAUGGGCCACUUGUAGAGAACUAUCCAGUGAUAGGGCAAUGUUAAGGGCACUCUUGUCGAGCUUCACACGUCUCCAGGGGGUUUAGAUAAAGUGGUCCUUACUGUACAUAGUAUUUUAAUGAGUGUGUUUGUGACACUCUAACAGUGAUUUGGGUCUUAUAGAUCUGUGACAAGAGAAAUGAAUGUCGUGGUGGGCAGAUAAAUGAUAUUCUGUACGGAAACACCAAAAUGAACUCCAUUUUCAGUAUUUUAAUGAUAUCACAAAGCCACUGACUGUAUAUAUAUGUAUGUAUACAUAUAUAUAUACAUAUAUAUAUAUGAACGUGCUCUAUGCAUUCUGUGUAGAUGAAAGGAAUGUAUGGCUGGUCAGCUUUAUAGACGGGUUUCUGUGCGACGUCAUCACAGAGAUGCGCGCGCAGCUAAGGGGCAGAAAACACGGCAUAUCUAGUGGAGCCAAGCUGCAAAGCUUGAACAAAGAGAUGAAAAGGAGUUGUUACAGCACCAACUGCAGAAAAGAUGGCUUGAAAAUGUUUAAUAUUCUGAGGGGAUCACAUGCCUUUGCAAAAAAACAGGAGGAGAUUAUAGGUCCAGCUUGAUGGGCAAAAGCAUUCUCGUCACACAGCGCUAGCAAAGCAGCGGGUGGUUAUGGCGAGCGGUCAUGCUCCACAGAUCGAUCAAAAUGAACUGAUCAACAACAGGGUGAUUGGCCCAUACUAUAAGGAAAUAUUUAUAUAUGACUAUGCCUUAAAACAUAAAAGUGAUGCAAGACUUCAUUACGGCUCUAAAUUGCUGUAACGUUACGCGACUACGGCGGGGGGAAAACUCACUGCGGUAUGCCAUAACAUUACGUUUUGAAGGGAAGACGUCUGAUAGUCUACCGGGGCAGCCAAUCCAAGUCUCCAGUUUUAUAUUAACAUUAUGCCUGUUGAGGAAUCGCUAAGGAAAAAGUGUCUGGCGGCGGCCAUCACGAGGGGCUCACGUAACUUGAACUCCGACCGGAGUGUCAAUCCAGUUCCCUCCAAGUCAAAUCACACUUAUGUCUGAUAAACAAAUCUCAUACUAACAUGCAUAUGAUUUGGUAUCUGGUGGUCGGACUCUGCAGGGGUCUAGUCUAGUCAACAAGAAUGUACAAACAAUGCAAAAUCUACGUUGAUUACAAUCGGAUGCCAAAGUGUUUUUGCCCCCUGAAUGCACACGCACCCAGUAACGUUUGUAUACACGAAACCCGUCUAUAGGAUCUGAAAAAAAGCAGAAAAUGUAACAUUCAUGUGUACACACAAGCUCUUUCUAUACAAAACUGAACAGUGUUAAUUCAUCGCGUGUGUGCAUCUGUUUUUGAAAGUUUUUCUGCAGUAUGCAAAAAGAAAACUGCAGAAGGAGUGUUCGUGUGUGUGUGUGUGUGUGUGUGUGUGUGUGUUGUGUGUGUGUGAGAGAGCCUGAGCUGAAU
Molecule: messenger RNA, 4068 nt
Organism: Sebastes umbrosus (honeycomb rockfish)
Lineage: Eukaryota; Metazoa; Chordata; Actinopteri; Perciformes; Sebastidae
Gene: hgfb
Product: hepatocyte growth factor
Exons: 18
Coding region: 108-2249 (713 amino acids)
Biological process (GO): proteolysis
Molecular function (GO): serine-type endopeptidase activity
Source: RefSeq, a predicted model, not a curated record